Molecule: messenger RNA, 2633 nt
Organism: Fundulus heteroclitus (mummichog)
Lineage: Eukaryota; Metazoa; Chordata; Actinopteri; Cyprinodontiformes; Fundulidae
Exons: 4
Coding region: 209-1675 (488 amino acids)
Source: RefSeq, a predicted model, not a curated record
CCCCCCCCCCCCCCUCCCCCCUUUACAGACUUUGUUACUUCGAGUAGUUAUCUCUCCAAAAGAAGCCCGUCGAAUCCUGCUCACAGAGGUACCAGCAUCUGUUGACCAGCUCAUCAAUGUACUUAAAGACAAAAUCCAGUUGGAAGGUGAUUUCUCACUCCAGUUCGAGGACCCCGAUUUUUCAAAUGCAUUAUGUCAGUUGACUCAAAUGUCAGAGUUGCCAGAUGGGCGUGCAGUCUUGCACAUUGUGUGUAACACUGGGGCAUCUCCCCUCAACCUAUCUGAUAGCCAUUCGAUUGGCUCAGUGUCCUCCCUUGACACAGCCAGCUUACACUCUGAGGACUGUAAUGAAGCGCAGAGAAGCCCUACUCGUUCCUUCCAGGGGAGCUUGUUCGAGUCCCUCCCUUCUCCCUCCUCAAGUUCUGUCCAGAGCAAUACAGAUUCUCCCCAGACCCCUUUAAGGCGUACAACUCGGUGGCCAAAUCCAUUCCCAAUCCCUAAAUUUGCGUAUGAUGUUGAGCUGAGAUUGCGUAAGGGAAAUGAGGUAUAUGAAAGAACACAGAAGCGCCUCAUUCUUACAGGAGAUAUGAGAUCUGACAUUGUGAAUAAACUUUGGCAGAGUAUUUUUGAUAUCAGAGGUGCCUAUCCCAGUAAGGAUGAAUUGGUGUCUGUUGCAUCUGGUCUUCUGGUCAAGUAUCCUUGUCUAAAGGAGACAGAUAGUGUAACUGGGUAUGAUGGAUGGCUGAAGAGUCUUCAUUAUAAGAUGGGCAACUUCAGGGCAAAGUUGCGUCGUGCAGGCUGCAAUGAGGUGAUGGUGAAUACAAAAAGAAGGGGAGAGGAUGGAGUGGCUGCUCCGUUCAUCCUGAAAAGGGCCAAACGUGGAGAGGUCAACCAUGUUCCAGAAUAUCCAGACAACCAUGAUGGUACCACUCUUGAGGAGGAAAGGCUUGCACUGAUUGAAGAAAUGAAGAAAAGGAAAAGGAACAUGGGUCUGAUUAGGCAAAAGAUGGAACUGACUUUCUCCCAUCGUCGGAGAGAAAUCGUAGAAGUGCAGCCUAUGGUGUCAGAAGUCCCAGAACGAUCGCCUGCACUGUUUUCUCAUGAGGAGAUAUCUGAAGAAUUCUAUCGAAUCACCAGCAGAGACCUCCGGGCAACUUGGAAUGCAUCCCUCGACAAGUAUGUCCCUCGCCUGAUAAAACUGUACCGAGCCAGAAAAGCAGCUUUUGGUCCAGAUAUGGAGAUGUUGCUGAAUAAACUUGAUGAAGAGACAACAGACAUUGUGCGUCAUCGAAGGACAGCAGCAAUGAAAGGCCUUCCCAUUUUUGUUCGUGACGAUGCAUCAGAGUUCUAUUUGAAGUGUGUGAACACAGACCCUGAAGAAUCGGUAGUUGAAGGAGUGCCCGUUGCAAUACUGACCGUCUAUGUAGAUGAUGAUGCUGCCGCAUGGGAAACAGUGACUGACAUCGCCAUCAUCCUGGAAGGGGCAGUGAUACUACACAACUUACCUGACCUCGCAGCUGCUUACGCCUGCCUGUUUGGCCUUUUGUAUGCAAUGGACAUAAACUAUCCAGAGCAGAUGAGGUACACCUUCGAGGCUAUCCAGAACAUCUUUUUCGAACUUGGUUCAAGAUGCUCACAGCGCACGCGAUCCUUGAAAGAGAAGCUGCUGCUGUGAAGCCAGAUUGACACUCACGUGGACAUCAACAUGCAUGCAUGCACACACAGCUUUGUCAUAACUCCUGCAUGAACACACACACAAAGCUCUUCUCUGCCGACUACCACAUGGACAGGCCUGUACACAUAUAUUGUUCCCCAACAACUUUUCCAAGAACAAGCAUGCUGCACGUGCACACAGAGAGUAACGAGCAGUUCUCAAGAAGCUCUUUUCUCAGGGAGCCAAGCUCUUCUGUGCUUUCUUCUAGAAGCUAAGAUAAUUCAUUAAGUUCAUUGUGGGUAUAUUUUUAUAAUAUAUGUGGUUUAUGUUGUUGUUUUGUAUCUUGAUACAAUAGCUGCAUUUACAUGACCCCUCUUGCCUAAUUUCCAGAUUAGAGUAUUUAGAAAAGGUGUCACCUACACCACCUCUUGGAUCCAAAGAUUCUGAUUUGGUGAGGUGCUUACAUCUAGUUAUCAAUCAGAUUGAAAGUGAAAGAAGGUCAUGUAAAUGGGGAUAUUGUUAAACAGCUUGAGGUUCCAUUACCAAUGUGCACACCUGCUACUCUGCUCGCCAGCACACAUAGCUCUCAUACAUAUAGACUGUUCUCUCACCCCACACACAGACAGAAGAGCAGUUCUCAAGAAGCUCUGUUCUCAGGGCCCCAAGCUCUUCUGUGCUCUCCCCAUAACAGUUCAACAUUGUGGUUUUAUGUUUGUAUCUGUUGAUAUAGUAGCCUUGUUGCACACAUAGCCCAGACUGCCAUUUACCACAGCGCACACACACACACAUGCAUGCAUUCAGGUCUCCAACUCUUGAAUAAGCAAACACACGCACACGUGGAGAGGAAAGUGCAGUUCUCAAGAGGCUCUCAGGUUACUUUGCUCUGUGCAGUUAAGAUUAUGUUGUUGAACAUGGUUUUAUACUGUAUCUAUUGAUACAAUGUUUGACUUGAAGCAAUAAAAAUGUUGUAUUAACAUAA